Messenger RNA from Vidua chalybeata, 714 nucleotides. Its product is annotated as CMRF35-like molecule 6. The transcript is spliced from 4 exons. Gene Ontology annotation, cellular component: plasma membrane. The record is from RefSeq and is a predicted model, not a curated record. NCBI's taxonomy places the organism in Eukaryota, Metazoa, Chordata, Aves, Passeriformes, Viduidae. Gene Ontology annotation, molecular function: transmembrane signaling receptor activity. The coding region runs from base 1 to 711 and encodes 236 amino acids.
AUGCCCGUGGCAGCCAGUGCUGAUGCACAUACCUCAACGGAGGCAGUAGCAGAGGCAAAAGAGGAAGCAAAGCCCCAGAGACACAAUGAAGAGGAGCAGCAGGGCUGCCCCGACGCAUACACGUGGCUCCUGCUGGUGCUGGCCUCAGCACUGCUGCCAGACAUUGGGGCAGUGACAGGGCCCAGCACCGUGCAGGGAUUCCUGAGGGAAACCCUGUCGGUCGCCUGCACGUACCAGCCUAGCCAGGAGACGUUACCGAAAUUCUGUUGCAAACCGAGUACCUGUACUGGUAUUACCUGUGCCACUUACAUCAUCAGCACCUUGAAACUGCAGCCCGAGGUGCGGCAGGGCCGGUUCUCCAUUCUGAACAGCUGCAUGCUCCGGGCAUUCAGGGGUGCUGAUGCAGAGGUCAUCAUAACCCCAGGUCGGUCCUUGCACGUUUUGCCCAUAGCAACAGUGACCCCCACGUUGGGGGGCCGGGGCCAGACUGCGGAAGGAGGUUUCACCCCGAGCGUGACAAGAACACAGGGCCCGUCUGGAACUCGCUGCAUCCAUCCUUCCUCCGCACCUGCAACCCCGACGCUCUCGCCGGACACUCCUCAAGAGACCGGCAGCACUUUCCGCUACUUCCCAGUGCUGGCCGGGCUGCAGCUGCUGGCGCUGCUGGCCAUGAGCGCGCCCGUGCUCUGGGUCAGCCUGUGGGGACGCUAAGCC